UGAUAUUCACAGUAUGGCCGGCGAUAUUAGCUAGCGGUCGCUCAAAGUCUUCUCUGGCAAAAAGGGAUUGGCCUUAAGUUAAAGAGAAAUAAUUAAUUAAAAUCGAACUGCAAAGACCCCCCCUCACCCACGGAAACAAGAGCAAUUGAAACUAACUUAUUGUAAUUAAGCUUUUUAAACAAAAGGAGGGGGAAAAAAAGGAAAAAAAUCCUUUAAAAAAAAAAGUUAAUUUUUUUGUUUCAUUUCGUGCGAUUUGUUUCACGAUGGAAAACGGUGCACACUUUUUCGAAGGGACCGAGAAGCUGUUGGAGGUGUGGUUUUCUCGGCAGGAUCAGUGCAAGGGAUCUGGAGACCUUCGGACAAUUCCAAGGAUAUCGACAUCCCUGACGAGGCUGGCAUUUAUUGCCCAUCCCUAGUUGCCCUUCAGAAGGUAGUGGUGGGUCGCCGCCUUGAACUGCUCCAGUCCAUGUGAUGAAGGUUUGAGUGGGACAAGCUGUUGGAAAAUGUGCAUUGUUUGAUCAUAAGUGUGACAAAGACAGACAGGCAGGAAGCCUAUAUACUCAGUGAGAGUAGCAUGUUUGUCUCCAAGAGACGUUUCAUUUUGAAGACAUGUGGUACCACCCUCUUACUGCAAGCACUGGUGCCCCUUUUGGAUCUUGCUCGUGAGUACUGCGGCUUUGAUUCCAUUCAGGAUUUCUUCUAUUCCCGUAAAAACUUCGUGAAGCCAGCACAUCAGGAAUACCCACAUAGGAACUUUCAGGAGGAAGUGGAAUUUCUAGAUAUGGUUUUUCCAAAUGGGGCAGCCUAUUGCAUGGGACGUAUGAAUUCUGAUUGCUGGUAUCUUUACACUCUGGACGUGCCAGAGGAUAGUGGGAUCAAACAGCCGGAUCAAACACUUGAGGUUCUGAUGAGCGAGCUUGAUCCAGCUGUCAUGGACCAGUUCUUCAUGAAAGAUGGUGUUACCGUAAAUGAUGUCACUCAAAUGAGUGGAAUUUGUGACCUGAUACCAGGUUCAGUGAUUGACGCCACAUUGUUUGAUCCUUGUGGCUAUUCAAUGAAUGGAAUGAAAGUGGAUGGAACUUACUGGACAAUUCACAUUACCCCAGAACCAGACUUUUCCUAUGUUAGUUUUGAGACUAACCUGGCCCAGACUUCCUAUGAUGACCUAAUCAAUAAAAUUGUUGCUAUCUUUAAGCCAGGGAAAUUUGUUACAACCCUUUUUGUUAACCAGAACUCCAAAUGUCGCAGUUCAUUUUCUUCUUCGCAGGAAAUUGAAGGGUUCAAGCGCCUUGAUCGCCAGUUUGCCCAGUUCAAUGAUUACAACUUUGUCUUUACCAGUUAUGUCAAGCAUUGUCAACGACAGCAGAAUUGAAUAGCAAAAAUGAAAAAGCGGAAGAAGAAAAUGUGCAAAGAAACUUGUGGGAGUUCUCUAGUUCAGGGUAGCAAGGGCCAAACUUCACACUGCCACUGUUCUAUCAAUUUUGUAGGCCCAAUAUGUAAUCUUAGAAUUGUGUCAAGUUUGAAAUGUAACAGUUAUUGUAACAAAAUUGAUAUCUUGCAUGAAUGCUCUUUUCUCUGUUUAGGUUUGCUAAGCCAUUCUUGCUGUGGUAUUGAAGUGCAUGUAGAACAGUUCAGUGCUUAUUGGUUACAGUUAUAUAACAAUUGCAAACUUAUAAAUGUGUGGGGUGUAGGUUUUCUACAGGUGACGCCAAAAAUUCUCCACAGACAAGGUUUUCGUCCUCAUUAGAUGUCAUCCCUGGCAUGCUUAGCAUUUGUUCAGUUUCCUUUCAUUCCAACUUAAAUCUGUUUCUAGCUGUUGAUCAAUUUUCCAUGCACACUCCACACUGGGAUGUUUUCAGAAUUUGGAUUAAGUUAUUAUUUUAUGGUAGAUUUUUGUUACUGGUGCUUAUUUGAUUUUAUCAUUUUACUUGGGUAAGAUUCAUUUAAGGUGAAAAUUUGCUGCAUAAUGUUUUUAUCACCUGUUUAAUUGACUGAAAAGAUGUUUAACAUGUUAGUUUAAGCAUGUUGGGAAUCACUGCCAACUAUCUUUUGUGAGCUCAAUUCAACAGAUGUGUAACUUGUAAUAAUACUUUUUUUUUAAGCAGAAAAGCCCAUUAUUAAUUAGGAUAAUAACCCAACAACUCGUUUUUAAUUUCUUUAUCACUUGGUACAACUUUUUUUUUUAUUUUAAAUUUGUAUCCUGUUAGUAUGAACAUAAAUAACAAAAAUGUGCCCAAAAGGCAUGAUCACAUAUUUGCUUACAAUGGUGUUGGCUGAUUGCUACUGAUCUGUUUUGGGCUGACUUAGCUCAAUUGUUUGGAUCUUGAGUGUAUGAUGUGGCAUUGUUCAUAUUUAAGAGACGAAUGUAAUUUUGGUUUGCUUGCUGUUUAUAAAUCAUUACAAACUAAUUUCUUCAAAUUUGGUUGUUAAAUGCUAUGAUAACACUUCAAAGGGUGAGGUUUCAGUUUUAAUAAAACUAGCUUCACAAUGGUUUGGUUUGGCAUUGAAAAAUGAUCCAUUAAAGGUGGUGAGCUCUCAAGUGGACCAAUCAUUUUUGUGAAAUUAAAAAGAAUACUCGACCUUGAUUGUGAGCACACAUCCUCAAGCCUUAAGUUAUCAAAACCAUUUGAUUCCAUUUAUGAGCUGCUGUAUACAUUGCAGUGUUUGGCUAACUUUAGCACUUGUUUGAAAAAAUUGUUGUCUAAUGGUUGCCUGUACACAGAAAGAUGAAGAUACUAACUUGUUGGUACUUGUACCUGCUGAGGGGAAAUUUUGGCGCCAUGAAAAAAUUUAAUGCCAUGUUUAAAUAUUUAAUUCAAGUUCUGAAAUCUUUUAACUGUACCACAAGAUGCGUCAAUAAAUUUUAAGACUUGAGAUCUACUAAUUUCA
Molecule: messenger RNA, 2889 nt
Organism: Hypanus sabinus (Atlantic stingray)
Lineage: Eukaryota; Metazoa; Chordata; Chondrichthyes; Myliobatiformes; Dasyatidae
Gene: amd1
Product: adenosylmethionine decarboxylase 1
Exons: 10
Coding region: 575-1372 (265 amino acids)
Biological process (GO): spermidine biosynthetic process; spermine biosynthetic process
Cellular component (GO): cytosol
Molecular function (GO): adenosylmethionine decarboxylase activity
Source: RefSeq, a predicted model, not a curated record